AUGGCCGCAGGGGGCGUGCACAUGCUUCGUUUUACGAGAAAAUCAGCGAGUAUAAGCAGGGUUUCCCCCGUGUUUAUCAAGCAAAAUAACCUUCUUAUCUACGCAUCUGAUAAGAUAAUUUAUGCUCAUGAUAUCUUAACUGGGAAGGAUGUAUAUAAAAUUUCUUCACACGGAGAUGUCAUCACAAAAUUAUGGAUAGAAGACAAUAAAUUAUUUUCUUGCGGAUUAGAUACUAAGAUAAUCGUUUCGGAUAUCCAAACUGGUCGUUGUUUAUCUAGACAUUCCCUGAAAUAUCCCAUUGCCUGUCUUGUCAAUAACUCAUCAACGUAUGUGGCAACAUUAGAAGGAAAGGACAAAAAUUUCAUUACGGUUUUUAAAUCAUCCUUUGAUCAAGGGAACGUCAUUUUCCCUAAUUUUGAGUCGAUUACUGCUUAUGACGUAAACAACCAUUUUGUUGCUGCAAUUACGAACACCAAACUAUACUUGCACUGGUUUAAAUACAACGACUACACCUGUUAUACCCUUCCUAUUGGGGAAAAGUCCCAACUGAACCGACUCAAGCGUUUGACAUGUGUAGCUUGUCAUCCAACGGAGCCGAUUGUUGCCACAGGUAAUGCUAAAGGUGAGAUAAUGAUGUGGUGGAACUUGGUCCGCAUAUCAUCACAUUCUCAUGAGAGAGUGGAAGAAGAUGACAGUGAUGUGGAAGAUAGUUUAACUGAUACCGUGGGUGAUAAGGAAGAUAUUGGUAAUUACCAUGCUAUGAAGCACAUACCCAAUGAUGACUUUCGUCUCCUCCAUCCCAAACGUGUGAAACGUUCAGUAAUGCACUGGCAUUGCUUUUCCAUGACUGCGCUCACAUUUACCCGUGAAGGAAAGCAUCUCUAUAGCGGUGGUCUAGAGGGUGUAUUGGUAAAAUGGGACUUGACUGAUUCUUUUGGAGAGGUGAAGAAUCGUCGAUUUCUUUCCAUGCUGAAUUCUCCGGUGCAAUCUAUUUGUGCUCCAAGUGGAGUAGCUGGGGACUGUGUUGUCGUCUGCUUGGAGAGGAAUAGCUUCUUUGUGAUGAAUGGAGCCAUGCAGAUACUUUAUAAACACACGAGUCUCGAUCAAACACCAAGCCGUUGGCGAUGGGCUGCCAAAAAAGUCUCGAAUUCAACGAUUGCUCUUGCACUUGCUAGUCCUGAAAAGAUUGAUGGUGAUAAUAUCUCUAACUCUGCAUCAUCCUUUCCCAUUCUUUUGCCUGGAGCUCUAGGCUGUCUGCAAAUUGUCAAUGCUGUCAAUGCUAAAAUCAUCAACACGAUGGAAAUGAAUCAACGCAAUUACGUUUUAUGUGACAAUGUGCCAGUCCCGCUCAUAUCUGAGGCCCUCUUGGUUGACUCUUGGUCUGAUGGUCAAUGGCUAGUCACUUAUUCACAACUUCAGCUGCCUAAAAUGAACGCGAAGCGUCAAUAUCUCGCUGGUUGCCAACUUGACAACCAGGCACAAAUUGUCUGGUGGCGUCGAAAUUCAACAACCACAGGAUUUACCUAUGAGGCGAUAUAUGGUGAAUCGAUUGCUUAUCUCAAGUCUCAAGCCACUGAUUUAAAAUUUACUUGUCAUCCAGAAAGCCAACAUUGUUUCCAGACGCUGCUCAUUCUCCGUGACCAAAGAGUAAUUACUUGGCAGUAUAAUCCUGCCUCAGAAGUUCAACAAAAUCAGAGACCUUGGAGGAAGGUUGGUUGCUUUUCUCUGGAUCCCAACUUAAUAUUCUACUCUAUGCUGGAUGACAGUAGUAAGGAAAAGGCGGUUUUAUCCUCGGCUUUACCAAACCCGAAGGUGGCUAUAUUGAAAGCUAAAGUGGAGUUGGAGGAAAAAACGGUUCUUCAUAGAAGUCGAGAGGAAGCGAUCGAUGCAUUAAAGGAAGAAGGACCUAAAUCUAUCCUUAUCUGCGCUUCAAGAUUAACGCUUAGGACUUUCGCGUGGAUUCGCUGGAUUUCUGGAAAUAUGACAAUGGAAGAUAUGUUACCUCUGCAUAACUUAGAUCUCUCAACCUGGUUUAAAUUGCCAAAAGAAAAGGACGUUGAAAAGAGAAUUAUCCAACUCGCGGUCAUUGAUCGUACUGCUAGCAUCUGUGUGGCGCUUAUUCGCCCUCUCAAACGUGAAACUGCCUUUGGCGGUCUUUCUAUCAUUCACAUUUCCCCUAUCGAUGGGAGCCUUUCUUACAAGUCGGGUAUUUUCAAUAUUAAACCUACCGGCGCUCUGGCUGUACAUCCUUCACGGCCUAUUAUUGCGGUGGGACUCAUGAACGGUUCUUGUGCCAUUUACGACGAAAGUCUCCAGUCCCUAGCUACAUUUAUUCAGACACCCCCAUUGCCUUUCUGUGACCGCCAGCGUAGUGUUGCCAAGAAGGAGAAAAACACGCCUUUUUCUCUACCUAACGCUCUUGUUUUUUUACCCGCUACUCAAUCUACUUCAGUCCCUCCUCUUGCGGUGAUUUUCACCACUCUAAGGGGUCGUGAAAGUGGGAGAAAGGAUCUGGCUGUCUUCGGUUUACCUGCUGAUGCUUCAGUUGCUGAGGCUCCCAAGAAGGGUCAAGCGGAGAAAAUAUCUGCACCAUCAGAACAAUUAUCGUCAGGUCUUCUUGCAAAGGUAGCGAGAAUUGAUGAGGAGGAAGGUGAGACGGGAAUGGAUCAACUUCUGUUGCCUGUUCACCGAAGAAAGCGCCGUUUGGACGCGGAUGACGAGUUACUUCGCACUCUGCGUCAA
Messenger RNA from Rodentolepis nana, 2742 nucleotides. Lineage: Eukaryota; Metazoa; Platyhelminthes; Cestoda; Cyclophyllidea; Hymenolepididae. The record is from the annotation of a GenBank genome assembly.